ACCAAAAUGUCGGACGGGUCGGACCACGAGGAGCCGGGGGUGCCGGGGGCAGCGGAGGGGUCGGCGGGACCAACGAGGAGCGCGCGAGUGACGGGUGCUCAGGAGGAGGAGCUACUCUCCUUCAUGUGUGAGCACCCGUCGCUCGCGCGCAAUGUCACUGACCUCUCCGCCGCCCUGACGCGGGACGACAAGCGGCGGCUGUGGGAGCAGCUCGCUCUGCGCCUGAACGCGCUGGGGCCUCCAACCAAGAGCUACAAGCAGUGGAAGGAGCAUUUGUCCCGGCGCGUGAUGAAGGCGCGGAAGCGAGCUGCUCAGCUUAACGAGACCGCAAGAAGGACCGGGGGCGGGAGCUCAACCGUGCGCCCACUAGCGUCGUCCCUGGCCAGGAUCCUGACGCUGGUGGGCACAGAUUCGGCGCUCGGGGCCCCUGGGGAGCGGGUCCCCGAUGAACCGGGCGACCAGCAGGAGAGGCCAAGCAGCAGCAGGCGCCAGAUGGCAGCCGAGCUGGUGCCCUCCACCUCACAAGACGCAACAACAGGCCAGGGGCCGUGGGUGCGGCCCACCGUGCCUCGCGCACCCCCCUGGCAGUCGAGGCAGGAGCGGCACGACGCGGCUGCCAUCCAGGCCGUGGAGCAGCAGAACAAGGACCAGGCUGCAGAGGAGAGGGAGUUCCGAGGCCGGCUCCUGGAGGUCCUGGAACGGAUCUCUGGAAACCUUGACAGGACGGCCUCGGGACUCGAGAACACCCACAGCACCCUGCUCCAACCGCUCCUCCUGCUGGCCAGCAGGGCACUGGAGCAGCCCGCAGCCCCGGCCCACCCUGCAGCCCCGGCCCACCCCGCAGUCCCGGCCCACCCCGCUGCUCCGGCCGCAGCCCUGACCGCAGCCCUGGCCACAGCCCCGGUCACAACCCCCGCCCCCCCUGAAACUAAACCUUAAAUUUAUUUAUUUAUUUAUUUUAUUUAUUACACAUGCCAAGCCGGCCGUUUAAUUUUGCAGCCUGAGGUUGGCGCAAUAGUCAGAUUACAGCAAUUGCCAAGAGCUGGGUUAGUCCUUUUUCCUUGGCUAUGACCCGUGAAGCAAGUAGAAAAUAUUGGCUGGGCAACAGACAGAUUUAUGCACAAGCAAGCCAUGUCUCGUGUUUGACGAACAGCGACAGCUAUACUCGGCAACAGGUUAACAGUGAAGUGGAAGCUCCUCCCACCUCUUUGCACUUUAGCAGAGCGAA
Molecule: messenger RNA, 1228 nt
Organism: Ixodes scapularis (black-legged tick)
Lineage: Eukaryota; Metazoa; Arthropoda; Arachnida; Ixodida; Ixodidae
Exons: 5
Coding region: 7-939 (310 amino acids)
Source: RefSeq, a predicted model, not a curated record